CUAAAAGCGUGUUUUCAAUUGACGUCGUUCUCUUCACCUUCCUCCCUCAUUCCCUCCGCCGAACAUUUCUCCGACUUGCAGACGCUCACACUUCCGCUCUCCCCAAUUUGUCUCUCUACUCCUAAAUUUCCUAUUUCGCUCGCAUUUUCGGUGGAGAUGGAGCGGAAGCAGAGUUUCUUCUCGUCUCUGAAGGAGGAAGUAGUGCGAGGCCUUUCGCCGGCGCGUUCGCGCCGGAACCGGAGCGAGUCGCCGUCGGGAACGGGGCUGAUGCGGCGGCGAGGCAGAAGCAACACCAGUAGCAGCAGCAGCAGCAGCUCCGGCACGGCGGUAAUGUCGGUAUCGAGAUCGGGAAUUGAGACUCUGCCGCCUCUCAGAGAGGGUCCGGAUCCGAACGGGUCGGAUUCGGGCGACCCGAGAACAGACGGGUGGGUCCAUUGGCUUUACCGCUCUCCUCUCUCGACUUCCCCGCCGUCUUAUUCCAGGUCCGAUCUGAGGCUCCUCCUCGGCGUCCUCGGUGCGCCGCUGGCGCCGGUGCACGUUAGCAACGGCGAGCCUUUGCCCCACCUUUGUAUAAAGGACACCCCCAUUGAGAAUUCCUCUGCUCAUUAUAUAUUGCAGCAAUAUUUAGCAGCAUCUGGAGGGCAGAAGCUUCAAAGCACAAUUCAAAAUGCUUAUGCAAUGGGGAAUGUCAAAAUGUUAGCUUACCAUGUUGAGACUGCGUCGUCGUCGUCGAAGGUGAUCAAGAAGAAGAACGCCUCGAAAACAGCCGAAUUGGGGAGCUUCGUGCUGUGGCAAAUGAAUCCCGACAUGUGGUACGUCGAGCUUGCUCUCGGCGACAGCAAAAUCCACGCCGGCUGCAACGGGAGGCUCGUCUGGCGGCACACUCCGUGGCUCGGCGCACACGCCGCUAAAGGACCUGUUCGACCUCUGCGUCGCACUCUUCAGGGACUUGAUCCGCGAACGACGGCGAACAUGUUUGCGAAUGCCAGAUCCACCGGAGAGAAAAAAAUCGACGGCGUGGAUUGCUUCGUGCUGAAGCUCUGUGCCGAUCCCCACACUCUGAAAGCUCGAAGCGAAGGUCCUGCGGAGAUCAUUAGGCAUGUUCUUUUCGGGUACUUCAGCCAGAAGACGGGCCUUCUUGUUCUGCUUGAGGAUAGCCAUUUAACUCGGAUACAAACCAAUGGAGGGGACGCGGUGUACUGGGAGACGACGAUAAAUUCAUAUCUCGAUGACUACAGGCCGGUCGAAGGGAUAAUGAUCGCGCAUUCGGGGCGAUCGGGUGUCACGCUUUUCAGAUUCGGCGAAACUGCGAUGAGCCACACCAAGACGAGAAUGGAGGAAGCGUGGACUAUCGAGGAAGUCGCGUUCAACGUCCCCGGGCUUUCGAUUGACUGUUUCAUUCCUCCGGCCGAGCUCCGAUUCAGCUCUGUCAGUGUGUGAUGAUGCAGGGUUGGAACAACAUUUUCGAUGAUGUUGUGGAGAAUGAAAUUGUAAAGAAAUGAGUCUUAAGUAAUUCUCUCAAUCUGUGUAUAUAUUGUGUUGAUGCAAGUUCGGUUGAGCUUUAGCUAAUAUGUGUUUGAAAUCCAUUCCCUGUUCAUGUAAAAAUUCCUGCUUUUUGUACUGCUGCAUUAUUUCGAUUUAAUGAUGAUUGGCAAUGGCUAUGGAAGCUUCAAUU
Molecule: messenger RNA, 1675 nt
Organism: Andrographis paniculata
Lineage: Eukaryota; Viridiplantae; Streptophyta; Magnoliopsida; Lamiales; Acanthaceae
Exons: 3
Coding region: 157-1440 (427 amino acids)
Source: RefSeq, a predicted model, not a curated record